Pteronotus mesoamericanus is the source of this 3314-nucleotide messenger RNA. It is a transcript of the gene PDHA1, whose product is annotated as pyruvate dehydrogenase E1 subunit alpha 1. Gene Ontology annotation, biological process: pyruvate decarboxylation to acetyl-CoA. Gene Ontology annotation, cellular component: intracellular membrane-bounded organelle. The transcript has 11 exons. The record is from RefSeq and is a predicted model, not a curated record. NCBI's taxonomy places the organism in Eukaryota, Metazoa, Chordata, Mammalia, Chiroptera, Mormoopidae. Bases 126 to 1298 code for a protein of 390 amino acids. Gene Ontology annotation, molecular function: pyruvate dehydrogenase (acetyl-transferring) activity.
GACACUUCGCGUUGCAGCUAAGGCGUGGCGUCCACUCCGGGCGCCUGAAGGAGACUCGAAGACGCCUGGGUCGUGCGGCUUGUGUCGUUGGGAGUCGCCGCGGCCGCCGCCAGUGCCCUCGGUCCAUGAGGAAGAUGCUCGCCGCCGUCUCCCGCGUGUUGUCGGGCGCUGCCCAGAAGCCGGCAAGCAGAGUGCUGGUGGCAUCCCGUAAUUUUGCAAAUGAUGCUACAUUUGAAAUUAAGAAGUGUGAUCUUCACCGCCUAGAGGAGGGCCCCCCUGUCACAACGGUGCUCACCAGGGAGGAUGGGCUCAAAUACUACAAGAUGAUGCAGACUGUUCGCCGAAUGGAGUUAAAGGCAGAUCAGCUGUAUAAACAGAAAAUUAUUCGUGGCUUCUGUCACUUGUGUGAUGGUCAGGAAGCUUGUUGUGUGGGCCUGGAAGCUGGCAUAAAUCCCACAGACCAUCUGAUCACAGCCUAUCGGGCUCAUGGCUUUACCUAUACUCGUGGGCUUUCUGUACGAGAAAUUCUUGCAGAGCUUACAGGACGAAGAGGAGGUUGUGCUAAAGGAAAAGGAGGAUCAAUGCAUAUGUAUGCCAAGAAUUUCUACGGGGGCAAUGGCAUCGUUGGAGCUCAGGUGCCCCUGGGAGCUGGGAUUGCUCUGGCCUGUAAGUAUAAUGGAAAAGAUGAGGUCUGUUUGACCCUCUAUGGCGAUGGCGCUGCUAAUCAGGGUCAGAUAUUUGAAGCUUACAAUAUGGCAGCUUUGUGGAAAUUACCUUGUAUUUUCAUCUGUGAAAAUAACCGCUAUGGAAUGGGGACAUCUGUUGAGAGAGCAGCAGCCAGCACUGAUUACUACAAGAGAGGUGACUUCAUUCCUGGGCUGAGGGUAGAUGGGAUGGAUGUCCUAUGUGUCCGGGAGGCAACAAAGUUUGCAGCCGCCUACUGUAGAUCUGGAAAGGGGCCCAUACUGAUGGAGCUGCAGACCUACCGUUACCAUGGACACAGCAUGAGUGAUCCUGGAGUCAGUUAUCGUACACGAGAAGAAAUUCAGGAAGUAAGAAGCAAGAGUGACCCUAUCAUGCUUCUCAAGGAUAGAAUGGUGAACAGCAACCUUGCCAGUGUUGAAGAAUUAAAGGAAAUUGAUGUUGAAGUGAGGAAAGAAAUUGAGGAUGCUGCCCAGUUUGCAACAGCGGAUCCUGAACCACCUUUGGAAGAACUGGGCUAUCACAUCUACUCCAACGAUCCACCUUUUGAAGUUCGGGGUGCAAACCAGUGGAUCAAGUUUAAGUCUGUCAGUUAACAGGAGACUGCAUGUGAUGGUUAUACCUUCAGUGGGCUAUUUGACAGCAACUGUAAGGAACUUUUCUCAACUUCAUUAAGGAGGGAAAACCCACAGAACAUAUGUAGAUUAAGAUAGUAAUUGCAUGCAGUUUAUACAGUUUUGCAUUAAAGGUUAUGUUAGCUUUGUAUAGGUCUAAAUAGGUAAUACUUUGCUCAGCCUUCCUUCAAAUUACCUUCAAAUUAUUUCCUUCAAAUUAUUUCCUUAAAAUAGUUCUAUUUGACUUAGUUCACUAUUUUAGUAAGUAAGUACUUUUUAGUUACUGAAAGGAAAAACAAUUCCUUGUAUGCCUGUCCAACUCUGCCACCUUAUUGGGUGGGGAGGAGGGGGUGCUCAUUCACUAGUCUCUGGCCUGACCCCACAGCUAACACAGUGUACAUUAAUGUGUGCGCACAUGCCUCCAUGAGUGUGCUUGUCAGUGUGGAAGCCUGCUCACGCUCACUACCAUUGCUCUUUAAUAAAACAGCAUUUACUAUAUAACCAGGCUGUGGGUACAAGGACAAUUCUACUUUUAAAGAGACUAUUUCACAGUCAUUUUAAAAUCCAAAUAACUGUAUUACCUGCAUUUAUAUGCAUUUAUACAUUCAAUAUAAACAACGUUGUAACGGGGAAAUAGCUUCAAAUGCAAUUACUCAGUUACUAUUAAUGUAUAACCUAAAACAGUGAUUCCUAGCCUUUUUGUUAAACACCCAUUGUUUUACCUUUGCGGCAAGUGCUAGAGGGUGUGCUUAUUUUUUUCCAUUGGGUAAGUUAAAACUCAUUUUUAAGAAUUCCAUAAUAUUCCAGAUGUAAAAACUGGGGCUCACAAUCACUGUUCUCAAAAUACAUACUAUUCUACUCACCUUUAAAACAUGUUGAUAAACAGAGGCAUAAAACAUGUUGAUAAAAGGCACAAAAAACACACCGAUAAAUAACAGGUACAAAAAAACAUUUCAUUAACUCUUUAUAACUUCAAAUUUUUGAACUGUUCAUGGUGUGUGUGUCUGCCUGAGAAGCUUUAACAACAAAGAUGUUGUCGCCUUGCUCCCUGGCUUAGCUGGCUGGCUAAGCCUCAUCCUGCAUAGCUGCGGCUCCCUGAGUCUGUCUUCUGUACUGGGAGAUUGCAGUCCAGAGCUUGCAGAGGAGCUCACCACUACGAAACAAACAACAGUCUUCUUUAGAGUCAAAAAGAAAACUUCUUUAGGAACCCCUAUGGCAAAAACUAUAGCAUAUAAUUGUAGGCUUGUCUAGAUUCACCAUUUGGUCUUAAAAACUUAGCUAAAAUAAGAAUAUGUUCUUCUCACGUAUGGAGGUGACACUUUGUGUCCCAGCAGGAAUGGGACAUGGCCUUAGAGGUAUAGUCAAAGCUCAGCUGUCAAACAAAACUUUGGUUCUUGAUCUGAUAACCCUUUCGUGCUGAUACUUGUGGGAUCAGUUAUGUGUCUCUCAGGUGACAAGGGAGAUUUGGUUUUUGAACAAAUCGCUCCUCAAACAGCCUUCCAGAAUGAAUUAAGUUCGAGAACCAAGGUUCCAGGUGUGCUGGCGGAUGUUUGUAGAGCAGCACAUUUAAGAUGACAGGAAUUAGAAUGCAGGUUGCAAUUUAAAGAGGGGUUUGGCUGUAACAUGGAAGGGGGAAGAGAUGCUUCUCUUUUGCCUUCCUACUUCUGACUUUUCCUAUGGGGCCUUUAUAGCGUGUGCCACCUUUUGGCUUUACUCCCAAUUUGAACCUGGGAAAACCACAGAAUGGCAUUUUCUGAUUAAGCCAUAGGAAAGGGAGUUAAUUUCAAUGAAGAGUGAAAGGCAGUAGCAUUUUGUUUUCUACUACUUUGUUUAAAAGCAUCAUCACAUGAAAAGCAUGUUUUUUCUGUUGUACAAAGUGUUCUGAGGCUGUUCUUACCGUAUUCCGAGGGAACUAAGGUCUUCCUUAGUGAGCUCAUUACGAAUAUCAGAAAGUGUAUAACCCUCCUUAACAAUCUGAAAUAAAGAUCAAAUACAUAG